AUGCUGUCGCUACUGCUGCCAGCGCUCGCUUCCGUGAAUGUGAACCUCGCCAUUCUCACCUAUCAGUCGGACGCGCGCUUCACGUCGGCCGAAACUUGCGUCGCCGAGUGGGUCAACGGCACGUGCUGGCUUGCAGAGCCGAUGCAGGCGGUCGUCGCGGCCGCCUUGACGGCAGUGACGGACUUCAACUCGCGAGACGCUGUUGCGCUGCCCGUGCUUGGGUCCUUGGGAGCGUGCGACAAGCAGCUCCAGUUUCGGCUGCUCGACAGCGGCGGCACAGCUGCCAAGUCGGUCCGAGCGCUGGGAGACUUGUCUGGCACAGACGUGGUCAUCGGAGCCGUUCGUAGCACUGUCACCGCCACCACUGCGGCCAUCACCGGUGCGCUCGACAUCCCGCAGAUCUCGUACUGGUCAACCUCUACCGAUCUGCGCGACCCUAUUCUUUUUCCGCGCUUCAUGAGGACCAUCCCCUCGAGCCUAGCUCCCGCGUCAGACCUCUGCUCCUUUUGGAAGGACGAGCUUGGGCUCUCGACUGUGGCGGUGCUCUACAUGCAGACCACGUACGGGCGCGCCUACGAGGAGGCAGCGAAGGACGCGUGUCUUGGCCUCGGGCUAACGUUUCUGUCCAGAGAUAUCCCUGACUUCUUUGAGGGCUCAAGCAGCCAGCAAUCGAUUCGUUCCGCUGUCGCCAGCCUGAGCGAGAGCGGAGCCAAGGCAGUGCUAGUCCUUGCUUCCAAACCAGUGCUCGAAUUUAUCGUAGAAGUUGCGCUCGACACCGGCCUGCUCCGAGCUGGCGUCUCCUGGGUCUUCGCUGACAGCGUCGUGCCGGAGCAAUUGGACGAUUUGAGCGAGAAGGCGCGGGCCGCGCUGAACGGCAGCCUGAGUAUCAAGGCGGUCGGUGCGACCGACGGCAACCUGCAGUGGACCAAGUUCGCAAACGAGCGCUGGGCGACGCUUGAGCCCGGAGACUUCAACCCGUCCUUGCCUGCCGACUGGCAGAUCCGCGGCGACUUCUUCAGCACCGUCGAUCCACACACGAGUACAGUGCUACGCAAUGGCGGUGCGUUUGCUUACGAUGCUAUCAUAGCGGCAGGGCUGCUGGCGUGCGAGGUGGCCCCGAUGGGCAAAGUGCCAGCCUCAUUUGGCACGCAGUUCUGGGCGUCCAAGAAGAGUCUGUCUUUUGAUGGCCUUACUGGGCGCGUGCAGUUCGACGAGAAGGGCGACAGGGGCAAUGCGAACGUUCUCCUGUUCAACCUGCGCGACCAAGGCGGCUUCUCCGAGAAACGCGUAGCGCAGUUCAACAACGGCACGUGCACUUGGGACGGCGGAUCGCGCGAGAGCAGCGGCGUGAUCUUCAACCUCGGAAACGUCGAGCCGCCUUUUGACGCGUCGCCUCCGCCGCCGCUCCCACCGCCACUGCCGCCGUCGACCCCGCCCCCGCCGCUUCUUCUUGAGGACGGUGAGAACGGUCUCCCCCCCUAUCUCUUGGUAAUCAUCGGCGUCCUGGCGUCCGUCGGCCUGAUGCUGUGCUUGUGCUGCCUACCCGUCGGCCGGCUUGUACCGCCGCUAUCGCGCAUCGCCGCGUCCCACGGAACGAACCCGUGGACGCUGCUCCGCAGGCGCAUCUCACGGUGCGCUCCCGUGCGCUUCUGCGUCGGCUGCGCACGAGCGGUGCGGCGGGCGUGCAGCUGGGCUCGGACGACGCCGUUCCUGCGUCCUACCGCCACGCCUCGCGUCGUGUGGGAGCGGCUCUGCCGCAGGGCCAACAAGGAGCCGGCCGAGGGACCUCCCGACAUCGAGCGGCGCCCGUUUGUCGAGCAGCGCCUGUGGGCCUCGGUGCUGGAGCAGAGGCUGUGGGGGACGGCCGCGCGCGAGGCUGCGCAGCUUCGCGCAUACCUCCACGUGACGCGGAACACGACGCCCUUCAUCGAGGCGUGUGUCGAGAAGCUGCUCUCGAGGGGCGGGACCGCAGCUUGCACUCAGCGCAGCUGCAAUGACGACGGCUGCGAGGCUUCUCCAGACCUCGAGGCGCCGAGACUCCUGCGGACGAUCUCCGCGCCCCUCGUUGAGCAGUCCCGCGCGACGCUGAAGAUGAGGGACCUGCUUCGCUUCUGCCUCAACGAGCAGGGCGCCGGAGGGCGCCAGCUGUGGGAGGAGUGGAAGAUCGCUCUCUGUGAUCUCCGGUCAAAGGAGAGGCACCGCGACGCGUCAGUCCACCGCGACUCUGCCUCGAGGCAAGCGCUGAGGAGCUUGCUCGAUCCUCGCGCGAGGGGGUCGUCCGAGGCAGAGCCCAUCUCGGUGCACGAGUCUGAGCCCAUUUCGGUGCACGAGUUCGCCUCCCUCCUGCUCUCGCCGUGCAACAGCGCCAUCGAGCAGAGGAGCGCGACGGAGGACGCGACCGAGCCGCUCACCAGCUACUGGAUCGCCUCGUCGCACAACAGCUUCCUCGAGGGCGACCAGCUCACCUCCGCCGUGUCUGCCGACAUGUACCGCCGCCUCCUGCUCUCGGGGACUCGCUGCCUCGAGAUCGACUGCUGGGACCCCACCACCUUUGGGCGGUGGUGUGGCCAGGGCCCGCGCGUCACUCACCGCAUGCCGGGCGGGGUCUCUCUCCUCUGCGGAAGCGUAGCCUUCGGCGAGGUGGUCGCUGCGAUCGCCGAGCACGCCUUCACCUCUAGCCCUCUGCCCGUUAUCCUGAGCAUUGAGAUGCACUGCUCGGCGAAGCAGCAGAAGAAGAUCGCCAAGGAGCUCGUCCUCAUCAAGAUGCGGCUCGACAAGGGAGGGGUGACCACGGACGAGAGCCUCCGCGACCUCGUCACGCUGCCCACGGCCUCCAUCGGUUCGUCGCCGCCCGUGGAGGACGACAGCGGCAGGCGGCUCGGCCGCAUGGCGAGCUGGAAGGAGCUCAGCGGCCGCUCCCUCCACCGGGGCGUCUGGGGCUGGCUCCGCUCAAAGCGCGACGGCGACAGCAGGGCCACGCAGAUGUCCGAGUGUUCCCUCGGGUCUCUAAGCUCAACCUGCCUGCACCGCGGCUCGUCGAUAGCGGAGGAGCCGACGAGCGAGCUCUCGGGCGCCAGGGUGCCGCGCCGCGGUAUCGUGAGCUUGUCCGAGGAGCGGCUGGAGCGGCUGGCGGCCUGGCGCGCGGGCGUGCAGAUGGUGGCUCUCAACCUGCAGACGAACGACGCUCUCCUCGGUCUGCCGGUGCAGAUCCACGACGCCCUGUUUCGCGGUAGCGGCGGCUAUGUACUCAAACCCGCGGCGCUCCGUGCGCCCGAUCGGGCGAUCGCGCCCCCCGUUCACUUGAUGGCGCCCGAGGUGCUCUCCCUGCACCAGCUCCCGACGCGGGACGAGUGCCGGCCCCUCCUCGCCGAGCCGCACCACGCCUUCGUCUCGCAUCUGAGCGACAGCCCCCGCCCGCCCAGCGGGGCCCGCGCCAGCGUGUCGAGCCCGCGCGUUUGCGUCGAGCUGCACGCCAUCGGAGGCUUCCACGCCAUCGCGCGCGAGCCGCAGCCGCCGCCCGAGGCGCAGGGCGUGACCCGGCUCGUCACCGCGGUCGCGGAGGGCAACGGCCUCAACCCGACCUUUGACGAGACCUUCCACUGCCUCGCGGCCGAGCCUCACCAGACCAUCCUCCGGGUGGUGGUGGAGGACGAGGGGCGGCUGGUGGCGUACGAGACCGCGAUGCUCGGCUCCCUCCGCUGCGGCUACCGCUGCCUGCACCUGCGCUCGCCCAGCGGCACGCGGAUCGACGCGUGCUGCCUCCUGCUCCACAUCUCCGUCUCCACCGAGCCAAACGUCUACGGCACUGUUGAUGAGCUGCGCAGCAGGGUGCAGUCGCAGCGCUCGCGCAUCAGCCAGCAGAGCCGCGACAUCCACCACUUAAGCGCAGAGCUCUCGCGGCUCGGAAGCCAGUCGUCGUCGCCGGCGCUGUCCCCCUCGCCGAGCCGUUGGAGCGCACGCUGGCCGCUGGAGCUAGCGCUGGAUGCGGGGGUCAACGGGGCUCGCGCAGGCCGGCCGUCGCCGAUUGCGCUGCCUCCCGGCGCCACGCUGACAGUCGGUCGCGACGCGUCGAGCGGCGUUGCCCUUGUCCCGCACGAUACGCAGCGCAUCUCGCGUUUCCACGCCUCGCUCCACGUCGCCGCAGACGGCCGCAGCGCCCGGCUCGAGGACGUCUCGCGCAAGAACGGAUGCCGCGUGCAGCAGCCGGGUGGCGAGCCGGUCGUCCUGCAGUCUACGGCCGAGGAGGUGGCGAGCGCCCAGCUGCGUGAGGGAAGCGUGCUAACCUUUGGGCAGCCCGAUGCGGAGGACGAGUUUCGCUACGUCCUUCGCGCUGCCGGCACCCUCAGCAAGGACAGUGAUGACUCCAGCUGCGACGGCGACAACGAACGUGAGCGCGCUUGGCCGCCUUUGCUGCCGCCGCCUUCGCUGCCGCCGCCUUCGAUGCGGGCGUCCUCCUCAUCGCCCUUGGUGCCGCCCAAGCUCCGGACCCGCCCCUCUGGCCCGAGGCCGCUCGCCUUUUACGCCGGCGCUGGCAUCUCCCCCGCUUCGGCGCCACAGCAGCGCCGCUGCGUGCCACUACGGCUUUAA
Emiliania huxleyi CCMP1516 is the source of this 4587-nucleotide messenger RNA. RefSeq lists its product as hypothetical. Gene Ontology annotation, biological process: lipid metabolic process; intracellular signal transduction. Lineage: Eukaryota; Haptophyta; Isochrysidales; Noelaerhabdaceae. The record is from RefSeq and is a predicted model, not a curated record. Bases 1 to 4587 code for a protein of 1528 amino acids. Gene Ontology annotation, molecular function: protein binding; phosphatidylinositol-4,5-bisphosphate phospholipase C activity. The transcript is spliced from 4 exons.